AAAACAAAAUAAUUUCACCUGAAUUCUCCUUCUUCUACUUUCUCCCCUUCCCCUUCCCCUUCUCGGUUAAGCUUCAGCAAUUUUCUAGCCAUUUUCCUCACAAAAUUUUCCCUAAUUUUCCAUAAUUCUGUUUCAAAUUCCGAUGAAAUGAUCCAAAAUUCCAUCGACCGUGCCGGAAACGAUUCUUCCUCAAAGUCUGUAAACGAAACGGUGAAUGGGUCUCACCAUUUUACCAUCAGGGGUUACUCUCUGGCCAAAGGAAUGGGACCUGGAAAGUACAUAUCUAGCGACAUUUUCACCGUUGGUGGGUAUGAUUGGGCAAUUUAUUUCUACCCAGAUGGUAAAAACAUCGAGGAUUCUUCAAUGUAUGUAUCUGUUUUUAUAGCAUUGGCUAGCGAAGGAACAGAUGUAAGGGCGUUGUUUGAGUUGACGAUGUUGGAUCAGAGUGGUAAAGUGAAACACAAAGUUCAUAGCCAUUUUGAUCGGGCAUUGGAAAGUGGACCUUAUACUUUGAAAUAUAGAGGGAGCAUGUGGGGUUACAAACGAUUUUUUAGAAGAGCAAGUUUAGAAACGUCUGACUACCUGAAGGAUGAUUGCCUUUCCAUGCACUGUACUGUUGGAGUUGUCAGAACUCGCAUUGAAGGGCCCAAAAGUUAUAGUGUUACAAUUCCACCAUCAGACAUGGGCCAAAGUCUCAAAUACUUGCUGGAUGCUGAACUUGGUUGUGAUAUAGUUUUCCGGGUUGGAGAAGAGGCAUUUAAGGGUCAUAAGUUGAUACUUGCUGCUCGGUCUCCUGUGUUUAGAGCCCAAUUCUUUGGCCUUAUUGGGAAUCCCAAAACGGACGAAGUAGAACUUGAGGAUAUUGAACCCUCAGUCUUCAAGGCUAUGCUCCAGUACAUUUAUUCUGAUGAGCUUCCAGAUUUAGUUGAAAUUACUGGCUCUACUUCAACUUGCACUUCUACGAUAAUGAUGCAGCAUCUAUUGGCAGCAGCCGAUCGAUUUGGUUUAGAUAGGUUGAAAGAGUUAUGUGAGGCGAAAUUGUGUGAAGAAGUCAAUGUGGAUACAGUGGCAACAACUCUUUCUCUUGCUGAGCAGCAUCGAUGCCCACAACUCAAGGCCAUCUGUUUGAAAUUUGCAGCUACAAACUUGGGAGUGGUCAUGCAGAAAGAUGGAUUCAAGCACUUAGAAGAGAGCUGCCCCUUACUGUUGUCAGAGCUGCUGGAAACAGUGGCGUCAGUCGAUGAGAAGGCAAGUCUGAUGUCUAGCAAGAAAAGGAGUAGCAGCAGCAGCAUCUUUGGGUUGGAUCUGGCUGCAGAUGGCGUGCCAGCAGAUUCCGUUAACCCUACCGUUAGACGGGUGAGGAGGAGGAUGUAACCUUGUGAUAUAGUAUAGCCUUAGAAGUGCAAUGAGAGUUAGGUUGAGAAUGUGUUAAUGGAAAACCCAACUAAUGAUUAGUUUUGUUCUUCUUAUUGGAUUUGAGAACAGUUUUAAUGAUCUGAAUGAUAAUUUGUGGUGUUAGCAAUUAGCAUCAUAUAUUAUUUCAGAUUCAGACAGCACAAGGUAUGAUAGAUGGGAACUGAAAUUUACUGGUUGUAUUUUUCACUUCUUUCCGCUAUGUGAGAUACAAUAUAUGAACGAAUAGGUAAAAAAUUCUCUCC
This is a messenger RNA of Solanum dulcamara, 1658 nucleotides long. RefSeq names its product BTB/POZ and MATH domain-containing protein 3. The transcript is spliced from 4 exons. Gene Ontology annotation, biological process: protein ubiquitination. NCBI's taxonomy places the organism in Eukaryota, Viridiplantae, Streptophyta, Magnoliopsida, Solanales, Solanaceae. The record is from RefSeq and is a predicted model, not a curated record. Gene Ontology annotation, molecular function: protein binding. Bases 148 to 1374 code for a protein of 408 amino acids.